GGAUAAACAACGAUGCAGUCGGGCUUGCGCACAACUGGCUAUAUUCCACCUCACGGCUCAUAUAUCGCACUAUGGCUGGAUCCCGUACGCAUGGCCGAAUGCCUCGACGAUGCGCGUCUUACGACCGUCGCGAGCGAAUUGACACCCCGAAAGUAUAUAGCAUAUAUAGAUGAGGUCUAUGACUUUCCUCUUCGUCGUCAUCCAUGGCAUCGUUGUGUCAUACAGUUCGUGGGGGUUGGCAUGCCCAAAGACGAGCCGGAGGAAUUCAAGACAUCGAGUAUGUGCACACCCAUCAACCCCUCAAGUGAGCAUCCAGCGGGCCGUGAACCCCUCCAUCCGUCAAAGCCAUUCCCGUUCCCAAAUUGCUAUCAGCAUUCUUUCGGUUGUGCGAUCGUCCGCAUACCUACCCGUGACAUAGAUUAUGGCGAUGCCAUAAGACUGUCUCUAAAGGAAAGGAUGAGACAUGAAGAUUAUCUUAGUGAGGAUUGGGCACAGCACAACGCAUUACGCGCACAACAUAGCCCUCCCCCUCUGCCUGUGGAAGCGGAGGAGGCCACAACAUUUCCCGGAAUCGUAGCCAACUCCGAUUCACCUGUUCCUCCUAUUGACGCCAUGAAUGUGCAAGACUGGCUUCAGGCGGUCGACUGCAGCGAGGAUCAAGAUGGCGCGCUAUGUCCGCACGAGGAUGCUGUUUCUGAGCACUUUGACGCUGCCAUCACUGCAGACGAUGAUCGUAUACCUACGCUCAACAGCGACACUGACACAGUGUACUCCGGCAGUGCCAACAGCGAUGCCGACGCUGAUAAUCUCCUUCAAGUUAAUGUUGACAGUGAUGCCGACACUGAGGCCAUCGUUGAGGCCGUCCUUGGUCCAUUCCGUGCUAAAGUUGAUGAUAUCGAUGUCGUGCCUCUUGUCAACUACUCGUUCGAUUUGACCGAAGGAGGAGAAUGCGCUGAUCCCCGUGGGUUUAUUGAGGAAGCAGAGGCAAUGGCCGAGCUUAUCCGGAAAGCACGCGAUGGUACGCUGGGUGAUCCUCGGGCGGCAACACCUGACAGUGUGGUGCCGUUGGCUCAAGGUGUGGUUGAGGGCACCACUCCGGAGCUUAAUGUGGUACACGAUGAGGCUCCCACCAAUGCAGAUUCCGGCAAUGCUACCACAGAGCAUCUUUCGGGCACUAUGGAGACGGCGGUAGAGCGUUCAGCUGAUACGCCGCCGGAGUCCUCGUCAGAGACUAAGGGCGAGACCACCUUACCGGAGCCGCGGUCAAUCUGGCGACUGAUACGAAUGAAGAGAUCCCCGCUUUCCUCGACAAAAGGCCUGGUGAAGCGAAGUCAGCGUCAGAUCUCCACGCUGGCAGUCAACAUCAAGAGACUCCUUUGUCUUCGGGACGUUCAUGACGACUAGGAUUAUAACCUGACGACAUCCUGGGUCUGAGGUCCUGGCCAUUGGGUGGCCAGACGGCCAGAAAAGAUUAUCUGCUCGUGCUUUGUGAUUGCUACUGAUGUUAGUUGUGACGUAUUCGUGUCGUGUUUGAAAAUACAUUCCAUCUAAUCAAUAAUGCAGUAUUCGUUGCUGA
Messenger RNA from Postia placenta MAD-698-R-SB12, 1576 nucleotides. RefSeq lists its product as hypothetical. The transcript has 5 exons. Lineage: Eukaryota; Fungi; Basidiomycota; Agaricomycetes; Polyporales; Adustoporiaceae. The coding region runs from base 13 to 1404 and encodes 463 amino acids. The record is from RefSeq and is a predicted model, not a curated record.